ACCUCCUAGUGAGGAAGCAAUGUCAAGCAGCUCUGAAGAUGAUUCUGGGACUGAUAAAGAAGAUGAAGGAGCUGUGUCACAGCGUUCAACACCAGUGAAGAUGACAGAUGCAGGAGAAAAUGCCAAAAUAACAGAGAAUGUAGUGCAAUGCAUAAAAGAUGGAUAUGGAAUCAAUCUCUCCGAAUCUCCUUCAGAAGAUGAUCUCAGCAUAUAUACAAGAUUUGUUCAGUUGGGGCAGAGUCAACACAAGCAAGACAAGACUCAUCAACAGCUGUGUUCUAAACACUUAGAUGGGGUUAUAAAUUUAACACACAUCUCAGCUUUUUCCCAAGACAACAUUUAUGAAGUCCAGCCUCCUAAAGUUGACAGGAAAUCUAUUGAAAUCUUUCAUGCUCACAUCCAGGCUGGCAAGGGCAUCAUGCAGCCCCUGGGAAAAGAAGACUUCCUCAUGUACCGAGAAUACAUCAGAAACAGAUAUAUGUGAAAAAUGUCUAUAUUCAACUUUGUCCCAUUAAUUGUCUUGAAAGAGGUCACCACAUGUGCCUGCUAACCAUAGUUUUUUGUCGUAUUUGAUUGCAUUAUCUAAAUAGCUGCGGUACUAAAUAGAAAGUCUCUUCUGUUGAGACUUGUGGAAGAGAAAGAAAAAGACUACACUUGGAAGAAAAAGAGCAGAUAUCAACAGGCUUUGUUAACUGUUCAUAUAAAUUGUGCUGUUUAAUUAUGUAUAUUGCUUUUCUGAAGGCACUGAAGUAUGGAGAAAUGCUGCUAGUGUAAUAUAGCCAGUGGGGGCUUCUGGGAAUGCUGAGUAAGUGUAGAAAUGCAUUUUUGUCCUCCUUGAACUUAUAAAAAUAUUUAUUGUGAACCCACAAAUAAUGGUUAGUUCAGUCAAUGUGUCUGAAAGAAAAUGUAAGGUAUUAGAUGCAUCCACUAAAGAUGAUUGUUGGACAUGAUCGAAAGUAUUGUGAUUUUUUUUAAUAGCAGAAAAUUAGUCUUUCUGAGAAUUUGAAACUGUAUUCGGGUUUUGUUCCUUGCUCCUCCUCUGGGCAGAAUCAUAGUGGCCUCUGCAGAAACCUUAUUGAGUUUUUAAAAAUAAUUUCUAGAACUUCCUUAUUAGAAUUGAAUGUCAUUAAAAUUUUAUUUGAUAAAAUAGAGGUGUAGUUUGCUGUCAGAUAAUAAAGAGAACAUGCCACAGAUGUGGAGAGCUGCAUUUAUAUACUUAAGGUUGUAAUUCUGGAAUGAUAACUCUUUCAUACCAAGAACUGCAAGUUGCAGACCCAUUAAUACUGGAUACCUGUUUGAAGAAGAAUCCAGCUUUAUUCCAUAACUACCCUGUUCAUUGGCACAUAAUGGAUGUGUUGCCUCUGACAAACAUGUCUUGUUUUGAUAUUCACGUGUUAUAGCUCUUAGUCAAAUUGGUCUAAUCUCCAUCUGUGAAGGGUCUGCAUUUUGAGGAAAUUUUCUUCUACUAAAUACAGGCUUUUAUUGCUGUGAGAAUCAGCUUGUCAUAAAAAGGCAAUCAUAAAAGAAAUCUUGGUACAUAGGAGAGCCAGGGGCAAAAAAGUGAGGUAGGAGAGUUGGAGAACCAAUCCCAUUGCUCCUAUCUUCACUACGGCAAGUAGCUUCUUGCCUAGCAUCGAAUGAAAUCCAAGCCAGUAGUCACAUGCUCAGUGACAAGUAAUCAGCCAGUCAAGUCUGUAGCCUUGUGUUCAGUGGCAGGCAGCUUUCUAAGCUAGGCUACCAGCAGUUGGCCAGCAGCAAACAUCUGGCACAGCAAGAUCUGGCCACUUGCAGUAGUUUCUUUACACACAUUCUAGGUGCCACUGCAUUUAUGACUCCAGACCUCCAUAAAAUCUAUUUUGCUUAUUCCAAAGAUUGCAAAUGUUACCCCCAUUCCAUUUUGAAUAUGUAAUUUUGCUUAUUCCAAAGAUUGCAAAUGUUACCCCCAUUCCAUUUUUGAAUAUGUAAAAAGCUACUGUUACUCAGCAAACAUUUUAUCUUUGUAAAAUGCAAGAAAGAAUAGAGUACUUAUAAGGAGCACAGAUGUUCCAGUGCAUUCCUAUCUAAGGUCACAAUUUCUCUGUACUGCCACAUCUGAUUUCAGUAGACUUAAGACUCAAAUUCCAUUUGUAUGGGAGUGAUUAUCUAUUAAUGGAUGGAAAAAGAAACACUUGGCUGUACUGUAAUACGCUAAUGUCCCUGUAUUUGAUGUAAAUGCCAUCUGAAACUUUAAAAUGUGAAUUAUGUCAUGCUAUAUGUAGUUUAUUUCUAGCAGCCAGCCUUAAUGCCUUUCUUCUUUACAUGAAAUAUGUGUAAAUUUAGCUAACUUAAUAGCUUUGC
Molecule: messenger RNA, 2337 nt
Organism: Gekko japonicus
Lineage: Eukaryota; Metazoa; Chordata; Lepidosauria; Squamata; Gekkonidae
Product: polyphosphoinositide phosphatase-like
Exons: 4
Coding region: 20-484 (154 amino acids)
Source: RefSeq, a predicted model, not a curated record